Molecule: messenger RNA, 2682 nt
Organism: Exophiala xenobiotica
Lineage: Eukaryota; Fungi; Ascomycota; Eurotiomycetes; Chaetothyriales; Herpotrichiellaceae
Exons: 5
Coding region: 1-2682 (893 amino acids)
Biological process (GO): nucleoside metabolic process
Cellular component (GO): kinesin complex
Molecular function (GO): protein binding; catalytic activity
Source: RefSeq, a predicted model, not a curated record
AUGCCUCUCUCUCACCGAGAUCACACCGUGGCCUGUAUCUGCCCCAUGGGGGUGGAGCUGGCUCCCGUCGAAGCCAUGCUGGAGGAAAUACACCCCCUCCUACCAACCGUGCGCGAGCAGAAUAGCUAUACCUUGCGGAAACUGGGAGAACACAACGUAGUCGUUGCAGUGCUCCCAGUGGUUGGAAACAACGCGGCUGCGGUUGUCGCCGUGCAACUGCUGAACGAUUUUCCUGCCAUCCGCUUCGGCUUGCUCGUCGGCAUUGGCGGAGGCGUACCUGAUCCGGAGGAGGAUGGUGAUGAUAUUCGAUUGGGAGACGUGGUGAUUAGCAAGCCAACGUCCACUUUUGGUGGAGUGGUACAAUAUGACUUGGGUAAAUACUCGACGAGUGGUGGCUUCGAACGGACCGGCACAUUGAAUAAGCCCCCUCUUCUCCUCCGAAAUAGUGUGGAAUCCCUGGUGGCUGCUCACCGAAGGAAAGGCUCACAAGUGGGACAAUAUCUCGCCGAGAUGCUGCACAAGAAUCCGGUCAUGGAGGAAGAAUACGCCCACCCUGGGGCACAACAAGAUCAGCUGUUCCAAGCGGACUAUCCUCAUCCAGGCGGACCAAAUUGCAAGAAUUGUGACAAGCAACGGGUUGUUGACAGAGACGAUCGCCGCAAUACGAGCCCCAAGUUUCACUACGGUACCAUCGGCUCGGCCAAUACGGUGGUCAAGGAUGCCGUAUUACGGGAGGAGUUGAGACGAGUGUUGAAGAUAAAGUGUGUGGAAAUGGAAGUUGCCGGAUUGAUGGAUUCGUUUCCGUGCCUGGUGAUUCGUGGCAUUUGCGACUAUGCCGAUUCACAUAAGAACAAAAAGUGGCAGCCGUAUGCGGCAGCAACGGCGGCAGCAUAUAUGAAAGAACUGUUGUCGGCCAUAGCGGCGCAGGAAGUGACCAAAAUACCAAACGCAACCACCGUGGUGGAGAUUUCACAGUAUGACAAAGGAUUGAACCUCUAUGAUGCUCCUGAUAUAGCUGAAAGACUCUUUAUCGGACGAGGAGCCGAACUGGAGAAGAUGCAGAAAGUCCUACAACCAUCUAAAAGUGCCGACUUAACUCGAAAGGUGCUCAUUCUGGGAGGGAUGGGUGGCAUCGGCAAAACGCAAUUGACCCUCGCAUACGCCGUGCGCCAGGUGGCAAAUCGUAUUUCGAGUCCAGCGACGGUCAACCAGCUUGAUGAUGACCAGAUGUACACUGUCGUAUCAAACUGGCUGUCUGAGCCAGAUAACAAUCGGUGGCUACUGAUUUUCGAUAAUCACGACGAACCAACUCAAUAUCAGAUUACCAAAUAUUAUCCGGCCGUGGCUCACGGCUCUAUUAUCAUCACUACUCGAACGCCAGAGGAUCUUGUGGGCGAACAGAUCAAAAUCCAACAUCUGACGGAAGAAGAGGAUGGUUUACAAAUACUUGCCUCUCGAUCGGGUCGGCUAACCAUCUCUUUCGAUCCGGGAAGUCUUCCGUUGGCUCGUCGACUCGACGGCUUACCACUCGCACUGGCCACCGCCGGCGCAUUUCUCAAGCAAACGCCUGUCGACUGUACCACAUAUCUGCAGCGAUAUGAAGAAGUGUGGCAAGUGAGCCAGACACGGGUCAGCCAACUCCCUGAGUACCCUAGCCGCACCCUAUACACGACAUGGAGUUUAUCACUGGCACAAAUCGAGAACGAGAUGCCUCUAGCUGCCCGACUGCUCGCUUUUCUGGCAUAUCUCGACCACCAGCACAUCUGGUAUGAGCUACUGAGCGGAUGCAAAGACUCCAAUCAGCCAUCGUGGUUUCGAGAACUGACCAGUCAAAAGUUCGUAUUUAUAGAGGCGAUCCACAUUGGAGCUGACGACUGGGAGUAUAUGUCUGACAGUCGAUAUCAACUAUUCGUUGGACACGCGAUGCGGCUCGUCCAUGGACGAUUCGCUGUAGUGGCGGAUCAGCAACAUUCGAUAUCUAGACGCCUUGAUCAGAUCGAUUACCUGGCACAAUUGCUUCAAGGUCAAAUCCAACUCGAUUCAGCACAGCGAAUGUAUCUCCUGGCAGUAGCCGGGAGAGAAAAGGCGUUGGGUUGGGAGCACAAGUCAACGCUCAACACAGUCCACAACCUAGGGUCCUUGUAUGCUGACCUCGGCCGACUGGAAGAGGCGGAGCAGAUGUACUCGCGAGCGCUGGCCGGAUUCGAGAAGGCGCUGGGUCGGGAGCACACGUCAACCCUUCUCACGACGAUGCAUACGGGAACUCUGUUGUGCCUGCAAGGUCAUUUAUCCAUGACGGAGGGCAUGUACCAACACACGAUGUCCGGCCUCCAACGCUUGCUUGGACCGCAUCACAUCCAUGUCCUUGGCACAGCUAACAAUAUGGCUAACCUCUACUCGAAGCAGCAUAAAUGGGAUGAGGCGCAGGAAAUGUAUGUCCAAGUGGAAGCUGACAUGAGUCGAACCCUAGGAAAAGAUCAUUACUUCAUCUUCGGCGUGAUCAACAAUCAUGGGCUUUUGUGUGCUGAACGAGGAGAGUUUGCAGCCGCCCGGCGAAUGUAUGAAGAAGCAGAAUCUGGCUUUGAAAGAUCGCUGGGAUCCGAUCAUCCUCACACCAGGAUGGUGUGCUAUAACAUAGAACAGCUGAACCUCUCAGAAGAUGACCUAUUCAGGCCGAAUUGA